Molecule: messenger RNA, 1505 nt
Organism: Daphnia pulicaria
Lineage: Eukaryota; Metazoa; Arthropoda; Branchiopoda; Diplostraca; Daphniidae
Exons: 4
Coding region: 136-1440 (434 amino acids)
Source: RefSeq, a predicted model, not a curated record
GCUGACACACUCCUAGUUUGUUUGUUUUUUUUUCGUUGUAACUUACCGCAGAGUCGCAAAGUGUCCUAAUACAAAUUCACGGCAUAUACUUUACAGCCGCCUUCGACAUACGUAAGCUUGUGUUUUCAGAUCGGGAUGGCUGUCGUUAUUUCAAAUCUGCUGGUCGUUGUACUGUUGACACUUGCACUUUGCUCCAGCACCGAGCAGCAGAAUUUCUUACCAGGAAAUAAAACAGAAUUGAUCCUAUCGUUGACCAACCAAAUCAUCAGCAAGACCUCAUUCUCUCCGGAACUGUUUAAACAUCAGAUUAAGGAUAAAAUGUCUUACAAAAGCAGCAAAAAGGAACCGAACAAAUUUACUGAACUGACGAAGAAAAUGAAAAAAUGGUUGAAAACAAAAGACGAAAAGAUUAUCGUGGAACAUUUGAUAACAAUUCCCGGCACUCCUACACCUUUCAUUAAUGAGCCUUUUCCUUCAAAAACAACUUUCCCGGACGACGGCUGCGGCUCAACUUCCGUGCGUUUUAACGACGGCAACUGCUAUCCACUUAUGGGAAGGAAACCAUGCGGUGACCCAACAUACUUUGUCACGGUUGACCCCGUCACAUACAAGGGGCGGUGCACUCCGCGUCUUUGCGGAAGAGACAGGGUCUAUGUCAACCGCACGGACUUGUGUCACGACAUCUACGACAGAUCAGAGUGCGAAGGAGGCCGGCGACUUUACUAUUCCCAAUACGGAGAUACAGUGUGCGAUUGUCCCAUCGGAGAAUUUCCAUUCCCGUACCCUCACGACGAUUGUGUCCCACUUUUUACACAAGGACCCUGCCCCUACGGGCAAGUAGUAGCCAUCAGUCCUAGCGGUUAUUUGAACUGCAUGACAUCCAAAUGCCCCAUAAUCUAUGAGAACGAUAAAUAUUCUUCGAAACCUUGGCAGAAGCAAUUUGUGCCGACCAGCGACGGUAAAUGUUAUGAACUUGGCUCAGAUGGCCCAUGUUCUAAUAAUGCCGACACAUUGUUCGGUCUCGACAUUUUGAAGAACGAAUUGGAGUGCAUUGACGUCACCGAUCCUACGUCACCUUAUUUCUUUUCCAAAGAAGAAAACGAUCUACUCGACAGCGCUUUCACCGAGUUCUCCCCGGAGUACAACCUCUUCCACAUCUAUAUGGCCUACCAGAGUCUUCAGCACGUACAAGCAGAGAAAGACGGUAAGAAGAAGAAGGCUCCAAAGGGAACGUACCAAAGAAGGCAAUCUACGCAAUCUAGACAACCAGAAUCUGUAACAACACAACCUGAAAUGGAAGACAGGUCUGCAGAAACUACUGCGGUACCUAUCACCCCGCCCUGUCGGUCAAAUCAACAAGGAAAAUGCCUCAAUAAAUUUGCUUCCAAGAAACAGAAUAGCUCAACGAAAAAGGUAGUCGCACCUACUAAAAAACAAUAAGACGUGCCUGAGAUGGAAUAGGGCGAAAAUGUGCGUUUUAUUCGGCAGUUAAUAGACUCGGCGCA